This is a messenger RNA of Parascedosporium putredinis, 3801 nucleotides long. NCBI's taxonomy places the organism in Eukaryota, Fungi, Ascomycota, Sordariomycetes, Microascales, Microascaceae. The record is from the annotation of a GenBank genome assembly.
AUGGCGCCGCAAGAUACUUUCAUCGACGAUGAGGACGAUUCUUGGUUACCCCUCUGCAUCGAGGAGUUCGAUCUUUCCGAUCGCAAUUUCAGGCCAUGCCCCUGUGGUUACCAAGAGGCUGAGUUCCGAGCCAACAUAACUAAAAACCAGAGAAAGCGGGCUCAAGAACAGCGACAGAAGGAGGCUCAAAAACGAGAAGCUGAAAAAGAAAAUCGCAAGAACCUCGUCGGAGUUCGUGUUGUUCAGAAAAAUCUGGUUUAUGUAACCGGCCUGACUCCAACUGUCCGAGAGGACGAGCUCACGAAAACGCUACGAAAGCCCGAAUUCUUUGGCCAGUACGGAAACAUCCAAAAAUCUCGAUAUCGAACCGAAAAGGUGGAGAGGGACAGAAUCCUUCGCUCGGCAUCUACGUCACCUUUGAAAAGCCAGAAGAGGCAGAUCGCUGCAUCAGGGCAGUUAACGGAUCCCAGAACGGAGAGCGCACUCUACGAGCUCAACUUGGUACCACCAACCAUCUCCGCCUCUUUGCCUGCUACGACUGAGGAAGCUGUUAUUGAUUCUCCGGCGCCUGAGCCGGCCAAACCUGUACCUGCACAGCAGGUGAAGGAAAGCAAGGCGUCGAAGGAACCCGAGGCCCCUCCCACGGCACAAUCGGCUACAACCAAGCCAGGCAGUAUUCCAGAAGACGUUCUUAAGAACAUCAUCAAGAAGCUCUAUUCCUGGCAGUUGCCCAACAUUACCGCUGAAAUCAGCCAAUCCGUUGAGCUCUACCCUCCUUUGUUUGAUAUCCGUGGUGGCGAGAAGAGACGUGCUAUGCGCGAGGAGGAGGCCCGCCUUGGUGGAGAGCAGGAAGAGACUGUCGAGACUCAGGAGCCGUCGGAAGAGGGCGAGCCUGAGGCCGGCGGUAGCCUUGCUCUUGGCGGAGAACCCGAGGAGAGGGAACCCGUUAGGGAGGGACAGGGCUACGACCUGCGACGUGCCCUAGCUCAAAAUUCCAGUGUUGGCUCGAUUGGUAGCCGCACGAUGACUCCCCAGCAACAAGCGUACAUGCGUCCUCAGAGCGCUUUCACCGAGCAUCUUCCUCCCGGGAUCUCGGCCGCCCAGUCUCUCACUUCGUUGAUGCAGCAGCAGGGCCACAGCCGCCAAUCAUCUCGAUUCAGCUUUGCCAAUGAGAGUGCCAGCAAUGCUGCCACGAUCCAGAUUGCUGCCAACCCCAGGAUCAUGGCCCAGCAAAAGGCGAUGAUGCCUACCUCAUUCCCUUCCCAGCAGGGCAGUCAGUACUACACCAGCUCACAUGUUCGGGCAAGGCCCAUCUUUUGGCGGGUCACCUUUGGUGCCGCACCCAAGGACACUAACAGUGACUUGCUGCAAAGCAUCAUUCGCGGAAGGGCGGCUGGGAGCGCCCAGGCCCAUGAUGCGGCAAAGCGUGAGUACAUGAAUUCUCCUUUCUCCAACCAGUACCCAUCUUCUACCUCCUCUACCCCAGCUCCUGCUUCGGGCCUCCUGGCGUCGCUCUACGGUAACCAGCCUGGAGCAUUCCAAGACUUCGUAGAUCUUGCAGACCCGAGUAUCCUGCAGGCGCGAAUGCAGCACCAGUCUCAGAGCAACGCUGGAGUCGGACAGGGCUUGUUUGGUGGUCAGAGUCAAGGUCACCAAAUCAGGCAAGCCAUCAUCGUCUUCCUCAAGCCUCCAUUCACAGAUGAUGAGCUACCCUCCCUCGACGAGGCUUCAACCUCGGUAGAUGCCCUCGUUGCGGAUGACGAUGAGACCGGCAUCACUAGCCGCCAACUUACCCCGGCCCGAUUCAACCGUUUGUUCUUCCAUUUGUCUCUCAGCCACCCCAAACCUUCUUACCGCCCGAGCAACCUGUAUGGGCCGGUACACGGCAUACCCCAACCAGCCGUGCCCAUCACCCCGACCAUGGCGGCAGCUACAGUCUUUGGUCAUGGCCCUCAGUCCGUAGCUGCUGGGCCCAUUGCCGGACCCAAGCAGGACGGCUUGAAGAAAGGAACCCCAGGAGCGGAGGCCAAGAGAAAGGUCAGAGCGCUAGCGCUUGAUAGCGGCUUAUCCAAGGAUAUCGCAUCCCAGGCGAGUCCCUCCAAGGGCAACAGAAUCCUUCAAGAGGAGGAUUUCCCCGCCCUUGACGCCCAUAAGCCUGGAGCCCAGCAGAGCGCGCCGCAGCCAAUCGUUAAACCCCAGGUUCCGACACCGAAGCCCGUAGUUGUGACACCAAAGAAGGCUCCGCAGCAAGAAUUGUCUGGUUCUCCCGCCAAAAUUGAACCGACGAUGCCCAAAACAUUGAGGCUCGUUUCCACACCCAGGACGGAAGGCGUUCCCGGGCUUGCAGCGGGCACCACGGCUCCCGGCUUGCUUUCAAUGGUUGGGCGCGCCGUCCGGCCGGGGACACCCACUAGCGAGAUUAUCAGUGACAGCGCCUCGAUAGUGUCGGCCUCCGUUCCCGCGUCCCGUUCGAAUUCUCCUCCGCCCUCGAAGAUUAUUGGGUCUGCCCACUUGCGCACUACUACCAAGAGCCAACAGCGCAAACAACGCAAAGAGGCGCAUAAGGGUAUGACGGAGGUGAUUGUCGAGGCAGCCAAGCCGGAGGCUGAGGAGCAUGCGCCCGUUUUAGGCCGCAAAAAGAAACAGAAGAAGGAGAAGCUGUCCAAGGCGAGCAGAAAGGUCGAUGAGCCUAUCGCUGAGCCAAAGAACGAUUCCGAGGAAGCCAAAGACAGCACUGCUAAGAACAAAAAAGUGUCGACAACUGCCAAGGACAUAGUGAAGCCCACUGCUCCCCAGCCCCGACCGCCAGCGCCGCGAGCGCAUCGCCGACGAAGAAAGCCUGUUCCCGUUCAAGCAGAAAUCGUGCGCCCCGAACCCGAGAAACCCUUUGAAAAGUUGGAGCCAACCCCGGACCUGAUAUUCCGUGAGCUCGUACGAGAGGGCGUGAAACCCGACACACUGAGCCUACUCAAGCCAGUCAAUGGCCACGCCCUCCGUGCGGAGGCUAGCGCAAUUGCCAGCAAGAGCGGUGGCAACAUAGGUAGCAUGCACGAUCCCAAGCUCUUUUCCAAGGACUUUGUCUCGAGCCACGAAGAAAUUGUGCUUCUGGCAGGCAAGCCAAUCCGGCGCGUAGAAAAUGGCCAACGUGUUCUUAUCACGCCUUUUGGCGACGUGGUUCGCAGUUUGAGCGAGGAAGAAGAAGAGCGCUACUUGCUGCUUCAAGACAGAGUUGCGCAGCAUGUCAACGACCCAGUAGCCUUCAAGGAUGAUAAGCACCGAGCGCCAACCGGGGACUUUUCGAUCAUCGAGGGCCGCAUGUCAUACAACACCAAGAUUCGUCGCGAGGAGGCCAUCGCAUUUGCCAACCAGUUUGCCAUGCCAAGCAUGCGUCUUGGAAACCGCACACUGAGCGGGAGCAAGUGGCGAGACGAGGUAGAGGACCCCAACACUGCGGAGGUUAUGAACCGCCUCAAGGCCAUGUUCUACGACCAGAAGUCGGCGGACAACCACAAACCAAGGGCGAGCCCUCUUUUCCAGGGUGAUGUCGGCACUGACAAGCCUUCGGAUGCGGCUCCAGAAGUUGAACAAGUCAAGUCUGCAAGUGAGGGUAAGGCAGUUGCCAAGCCCAAGGAGACGCAGCCGACCUCCCGAGAGAACCUAUUCGCCGACCAAGUCGACGAAAACCCCAUCAACGACGAGCUCCUCCCGCGCUUCUUGGGACCUGGCGGCAGGGACAACUCGCCGCCCAAGCCGGCGCCCCCUGAGUCCCGAGGAGCUCGAAAAGGCUUUUGUGGCAUCUAG